Molecule: messenger RNA, 1386 nt
Organism: Mustela erminea (ermine)
Lineage: Eukaryota; Metazoa; Chordata; Mammalia; Carnivora; Mustelidae
Gene: POLR1F
Product: TWIST neighbor
Exons: 5
Coding region: 256-1083 (275 amino acids)
Biological process (GO): DNA-templated transcription initiation; DNA-templated transcription
Cellular component (GO): RNA polymerase I complex
Source: RefSeq, a predicted model, not a curated record
UGGUGCUGAUGACAACCAGGGACCUGACGUUAAGGAUGAGUGCAACCAAACCCAAAUCCGUCUUCCUGAUGGGCACAGAGUAAAGCCAGUCACUGGGACAUCAGGUCCAGGACUCUGCUUUGCUCUUCAUUCAAGGAAGUUAUAAGCUCCUGCUCCCAAGUUCAGCUUUACAGCCUUCAUCAGGCUAAAACAGGCAUAUUAUAACUGAUGAGUUGACCAUGGACUCCUAAAAGUCUUGAUCAAAAACAUGCACGGAUGCAAGUUAAGCAAACCUACUCUAGCCUACUAGAGAAGGAGAACCAUGGAGUUGCCCACACCUGCCUACAGAUGCUUGACCUUUUAGGUGUCCCCAUUGCAUAUGACAACAUCAAAGUAGUGGGUGAACUGGGAGAUAUUUAUGAUGAUCAAGGACACAUUCAUCUUAACAUAGAAGCAGAUUUUGUUAUUUUCUGUCCUGAACCGGGACAAAAGCUUAUGGGUACGGUUAAUAAAGUGUCCUCCAGCCACAUUGGCUGUUUAGUACAUGGGUGUUUCAAUGCCUCCAUCCCUAAACCUGAGCAUAUGCCUGCUGAACAGUGGCAGAACCUGGAGAUAAACGUGGGUGAUGAACUAGAAUUUGAAGUAUUUCGUUUAGACUCAGAUGCUGCUGGAGUAUUCUGCAUUCGGGGAAAAUUAAAUAUCACUAGUUUACAGACCAAGUGCUCUGGAGUUUCUGAAGAAAUAACAGAAACUGGCCCUGAAGAAAUUACUGAAAAACCUCUCAAGAAGAAAAAGAAAAAAAAGAAAGACCCAGAGUCAUAUGAAGUGGAAAGUGGUAAUAGAGAGCUAGCAGAUUAUGCAGAUGCCACAAUAAACAAAGAGACAGACCUGCAGAUUGAUAAUGACCUCUGGAAGGAUGCACCAAAGAAGAAGAAGAAGAAAAAGCACCAGGAAGAUCAGGACCAGGAUCCUGUUUUCCAAGGCAGUGACUCCAGCGGUUACCAGAGUGACCAUAAAAAGAAAAAAAAGAAAAGAAAACACAGUGAGGAAGCUGAAUUUACCCCACUUUUGGAACACUCACCUAAAAAGAAAAGAGAAAAGUAAUUUUCUUUAAUGCAUUUUAAAUAUUCAGCUUUUUAAAGAUUUAGAUAAAAGAUGGAUUAAAUGUGGGAAUAGUAUGAAAUGCUGGUAUAUUCCUGUAGUCUACAAAACAGGAAACAUUUGAUUAGGAGUUUUUGGUGCUUAAAUUAUUAAUGUGAUCAUUACUAUGGGAAACACCAAUAUUAUUAAACAGCCAUUUUAUUGUAUACAAAAUAAAAAGGUAAGAGUUAUUCUUUCAAAUCUUAACAUUUUCCCAGUUUUUACAUUUCAAAUAAAAUUAUUUCUAUACUCUGAAGACUGGCAAAA